AUGGAUCAAUAUAGAAAAUUCGACUAUGAGAUCUCAAAAACAGCUCAAAAUAACUCGGCUCUGGCUGGGUAUUUGAGGACGGAUUGUGGAAAGGAUGAUAUUUGUGCGGGCACGAUUUUCCCAGCACUGAAAGAGAAAUUCGCUGCCGGUUCGGUGGUGAUCAAAUCGCACACCUCAUCCUAUCCACGUCUUGUCUUAAACGAUGGUAAAGCGAUCAUUUAUGUGGACAACAAGAUCGACGCAUAUGUACAGCAACCCGAUCGAACCCGUCGCUUUCUGACAGCGAACAUGGCUGUUGAGGUGAAAUACGAUGAGCCGAAGUUUCUGGAUUAUGUUUUCAAGGCGAAAUUGCGCAUUGACAAGUUCAAAUUGACAGAUGUCUCGUCAACGGUUGAGGGAAUCGAUGCGAAUUCGUUGGAGUUCUUGGUGAACGCGCUCAUCGAAUUGGUGCUAAAUGAUGAAAUGGGAGAAAAGAUGAAGGGAAUGGCUUUUCCAAUCAUUUUCGAUUUCGAACAACACGCGGUGGAUUUGGUUUUCGAAAAGGAUCGAUUGCGGAUAUCGGCUGAUUAUUGUUAUGGGACGAAAUGUCAGGUGAAAACCGAGGAAUCGAAAGAUGGAAAUGUCGACUAUUAUGAUCAAGUGACCGGG
Messenger RNA from Mesorhabditis belari, 648 nucleotides. The record is from the annotation of a GenBank genome assembly. Lineage: Eukaryota; Metazoa; Nematoda; Chromadorea; Rhabditida; Rhabditidae.